Penicillium odoratum is the source of this 1707-nucleotide messenger RNA. RefSeq names its product sulfatase family protein. Lineage: Eukaryota; Fungi; Ascomycota; Eurotiomycetes; Eurotiales; Aspergillaceae. The transcript has 5 exons. The record is from RefSeq and is a predicted model, not a curated record. The coding region runs from base 1 to 1707 and encodes 568 amino acids. Gene Ontology annotation, molecular function: arylsulfatase activity; glycosaminoglycan binding; N-acetylglucosamine-6-sulfatase activity. Gene Ontology annotation, biological process: phenol-containing compound metabolic process.
AUGAAUAUCUUCCAAUUAUUACUGCUAGCUGGUCUAGCUGUGGCCAAGCAGCCCAACAUCCUCUUCAUCUUAACCGAUGAUCAGGGCAAGCAUGUAGGAGGGUUAGACCACAUGCCUAAACUUCAGGAAAAACUCGUCGAAAAAGGAGUAUCCUACCCCAAGCACUAUUGCUCUAUUGCACUCUGUUGUCCCUCUCGCGCAAACCUUUGGACAGGCCGCAUGCCACACAACACAAAUGUCACAGACGUCAGCCUUCCCUAUGGCGGAUAUCCUAAGGUGGUAGAAGCCGGCUGGAACGACAACUAUCUACCGCUCUGGAUGCAAGAUGCCGGGUAUAAUACAUACUACGUCGGCAAGCUAUGGAACUCCCACACAGAAGAAAAUUAUAACAAGCCCUAUGCUCGCGGUUUUAACGGUUCAGACUUCCUGCUCGAUCCUUGGACUUAUCGCUACUAUUAUGCGCGGAUGACCCGCAACGGAAACCCACCCGUCAACUACAACGGUAACUACUCAACCGACGUGAUCACUGAGAAGGCCUCAGGCUUCUUGGAUGAAGCGAUCGCACAGGAUAGACCGUGGAUGUUAACUGUGGCGCCGAAUGCACCACAUGCGAAUGGCUCAACGAAUAACGGAGUGACCUGGUUUGGGGAGCCUGAGUAUGCGCCACGACACGCGGAUUUAUUUAAAGAUGUCAAAGCGCCACGAGAUUCGAGCUUUAACAAGCCGAUCGAUGGUGCCGUCAGCUGGACGGAGAACAUACCCGAGCUGAACCAGACCGAGGUGGAUUAUAUUGAUGUCUUCCAGCGAUGUCGGUUGCGCGCGCUGCAGGCAGUUGAUGAUAUGAUUGGGAGCUUGAUUGAUCAGUUGGAGAAAGCUGGUGAACUAGAUAAUACAUAUAUCUUCUACUCAACGGAUAAUGGCUACCAUCUUGGUCAACACCGUCUCCAACCGGGCAAGAAUUGUGGAUAUGAAACCGAUAUUAACGUUCCUCUUAUCGUUCGAGGUCCUGGGAUCCCUGAGAACCAAACUUUGAAUGCUGUCACCAGCCACACAGAUCUUGCCCCGACUUUUUUGUCUAUCGCCAACUCUACAAGAGACGGGUUGGAUGGAAAGGCUAUUCCAACAACCGUCGCCGCCAGCAAUGCUGACAACAAGACCGAGCACGUCGCCAUUGAAUAUUGGGGCUUAGCUGUUCCCGAGGGAAUCCACGGCUACGCUAGCAACAAGCUCAACGAGGUCGGUAACAGCUACAAGAACAACACUUACAAGGCAAUCCGCCUCGUCUCCGACAGCUACAGCCUUUACUACGCAGUCUGGUGCACAAACGAAAAAGAACUCUACGAUCUCAAGGAUGAUCCCGACCAAACAAUCAAUCUAGCAGCAAACCCCUCUCAACACGAAAACUUCAAGGUCGCAAACCGAGACAUUACGAAGGUCAUGGACCGUCUUGACGCUUUAAUGAUGGUCCUCAAGUCCUGCCAUGGAGACGAAUGUCGAUACCCGUGGCUCCAACUCCAUCCUAAAGGUCAGGUUGGUACACUAGCUGAAGCGCUGGUAUCUGGGUUCGAUACUUUUUAUGAGAAUCAGCCGAAGGUUACUUUUUCAGCUUGUGAGCUUGGGUAUAUUGUGGCGUCGGAGGGUGCGCAAAAAUUUGAUGUUUAUGUAGGUGGUAGUGAGAAGAGAUGGGAUGAUUUACUUGAUAUGUAA